AUGAUAAAAUUUAAAGUAUCAACAACUAUUACUUUAUUAUUUCCAUAUUUCAUUGAGCAUAAUAAAACAUUUGGUAUUGGUAUGGGUGCUGUAUUUAGUUAUUUCACAGUGAUGACAGUAGCUACAUUCCUUUUGGCGGCAAUGAUGAACCCAGGUGCCAUUCAAAAAGCAUCGAAUACAGAAAUUCAAUUGGAAAAUGGCGAAAUCUCAACCUCUUUUGAUUCCGAAAGCAAACAGACAGACAGACCAGAAGAACAACCAAGAAACGAAAAAGAUAAAGAUUCAAAUUCGACAGACUCUGAUUCAGAUUCAAAUAGUGAUUCAGACUCUGAUUCCGAUAUCGACGAUAAUAGCAACAAUAACGAUUCCAUUUCAUUAAAACACUUCCCAAACAACAUCGAUUCAAAGUAUGGUAAACAAAUAUCAUACCAAUUCACAACAAAUUUUUGUAGUCCUUGGCUAGGAAAUUGUGUUGGUCUAAGAAAUUAUAAAUAUUUUAUUUACUUUUUAUUAAACUUGUCAAUUUUAAUUCUUUUGGUAUUUUCAACUUCGAUAUAUCAUUUGGUAUUGGAUAGUAAAGCAGUUGGUGGCAGCAGCAGCGGCAGUGACAAUAGUAGUCAUGAUGACAAUAGUAAUUCACAGGAUAUGUCCAAUGGCGAGGGUGAUUAUUGGAAAGUCAUCGAGCGACAACCUAUUUCAUUGGCUUUAGUCAUUAUUAGUUUCCUGGUAUCAUUUCCUGUGAUUGGUCUAUUUGGAUUUCAUGUACAUCUCUUACUAAUGAAUGAGACCACUCGCGAGCACAACAAGGAAAUCUUCAAGUUGAAAUCAACAAGUACAAAAGUUGAUAGUGAAAAUAAUAGUCAAAAUGGUACUGACAAAGGGGCUGACAACAACAAGAGCAACAGCGAAGGCUCAGAAUACUAUAAUCCAUUCUCACGUGAGACAAGUGUCCUUAAUAGAAAUAGCAUUAUCAUGUUUUAUUUAAAGAUAUUAAAUCAACUGACAACACCAGUUUGGAUUUUCGAUAUCGAUAAUAAGUCAUUGGUUUGGGGAAAUACAAAGUCAGCAGAACUCUGGAAUGCCGAAUCAGUGGCGGCACUCAUUACUCGUGACUUUAAGAGUGAUAUGUCGCUAGCGACAGAGUUGCGACUUGGUACAUACAAAGCCGAUUUUGAAGAAGGCAAGCGAAGGACCGAACAGUGGACGUUCUAUCCGGGAGGUCUGCAUCCCAUGCCAGUGGUCAUCACCUGCUCUGGAAUCAAGGUCACCCGUCUGGAAGCGGAGCAAUAUUUCACAGAGUUGGCACUAUCCCAAUGGCCAAUUGAAAUAAACGAGAGAAUGUUGAUGCUUGUCGAAGCGCAAUACAUCAAGGAGGCAGAAGUCGAUUCCAAUAAAGAGCUGCUUCGUUCAGUUGAAGCGAUCAGACAUACUCCUGUUAUGAUCUCACUCUUUGAGUUGGAGGGACAGCUUCUCAUUCACAAUCCAUCUGCUAUCGAGGCAUUUGGAAAUUGUUGUACAUUAUCCAGAGAGUUUAAAAUGAAAACUAAACUCGGUGAUUUCUGGCACCACGUAGACGCGAGAACCACUCGUGAUCCGGUCACGGCAAAGCGAGUGGUGGUCAUCAACCAGAACAACAUUCACGACAUCAAGCUAUAUAAUCUCACCGUCAAGGAGAAUGAAAGACGUCUUCAAGAGGCACAGGAAAUUGGUAACAUGGGUAGCUGGGAAUUGGAUCUCAGGAACAAUGUCACCAAGGCGUCAAAGCAGUUCUAUCGAAUCAUGGGACUCGGCCAGUGUUCAGAGUGGGACUAUCAACAUACAUUCACCGAGAUGAUGAGCAAAGGAUUUCUCGACGAUUGGAUGUCAGUGCUGAAGAAGGCAGUCGAGUCGAAACAAUCGUUUUUCGAAUACUCUCACUACGUGAAGAACAUUUCGAAACACGUUCAUGUCCGAUGCGAAGUGGAGUUCGAUCCGACCACUGGAUCUCCAAUCCGAGUUUUUGGUACCACCCAAGACAUCUCAGAGAUUCAAGCGGCCAAGGAGAAGCUCGAACAAGAAAGAAAGUUUGUCAAUGCACUGAUAGGUUGCUUGAAGGCUGGCAUUGUUGCAUGUAAUUCGGAAGGUGUCAUCACUCACUUUAACAAGUCUGCACAACGCUUACACGGAGUGGAGCUAAAGGAAGGUGUUGACAAAGAUCAUCUCUUAGAUUCCAUUCAUCCAUGCUAUCGAGUUCCAUCAAGCAAAGAAAUGCUACCAAAAGAAGAUAUUCCAAUUCUUAGAGUUUUAUCUGGAGAAUCUAUUCAAGAUAGAGAAUUAAUAUUAGUUCCUCAAAAUAAUAAUAAUAAUAACACCAACAACAACAAUAAUAAUAAUAAUAAUAAUAAUAAUAAUAAUAUCAGUGAAGAUAGUAGUGAAAAUAGUAGUGUUUCGAGUGACUCUGAUAAAAACUCGAAAUUUAAAAACAAAAAUAAUAAUCAACAGAAUUCCACAGAAUAUACAGUAUUAGUUAGUGGUCAAGAAAUAGUAUCGAGUGACGGUACUAUUAUAGGUGCAGUGGUUGUAUUACAUGAUAUAUCAGAUAUCAAAGCAAACGAAGAAGAACUACGUACUGCAAUCAAAGGAUCACAAGAAGCUAAUCAAAUUAAAAAUGAAUUUCUUGCUAAUAUAAGUCAUGAACUUCUCAGUCCGAUGAACUCUAUCGUUGGCAUGAGUGGAUUAGCUCUCGAUGUUGCACCACCUAACAUUAAAGAAAUGUUAACCGAUGUAGUCGAAUCAUCAAAAAUCCUAUUACAUUUAUUAUAUCAAAUUUUAGAAGGUCAUACAAUUCUAAGAAGAUAUCCAUUUAAACUUAGAGAGACCAUCAAAUCGGUGCUAAAGAUUUUCUAUCCUAGAAUCUUAGAGCAGCACAUCAUACUGAAAUGUCAAAUCGAUCCUUCCAUUCCAAAUCAGCUAUUUGGUGAUCAAAAUCGAUUGAAGCAAAUCCUAGCGAAUAUUUUAGAUAAUGCAAUCAAGUUUUCCAAUCAAAAAAAUGCAAGUAAGCAGAUUCUCAUCAAAGUCAUUCAGGUUGUAGAUGACACCAACAACAACAACGAUUCAUUGCUAUCACUGCGAUUCUCGAUUCAAGACAACGGUAUUGGUGUUCCAGUGGAAAAGAGCAAGUUCAUAUUCGAUGGUUUCUAUCAGGUGGACGGCUCUUACUCUCGCACACGUGGUGGCGUUGGCAUCGGACUGAGUAUCUGUCACAAACUAGUAAAGUUCUUCAACGGUAGCAUUUGGUUCGACAGUCAACACGACAAAGGCUCAACCUUUUAUUUUACAAUCAAGAUCAAUCGAUGCGAUCAACACUCACCUCUAUCGACACCGCCACUCAGCUCGCAACCACACUUUUUUACACCACCGAUCUCGCCUCGAUCGGUAUCACCCAACCACAACUGUUUCUUCAGUUCGAAAAACGACAUAUACAUUUCACCGCAGCUCUGCAAGGAUUUCAAUCUGUCGACAAGCAACGAUUCAAACGACAGUCAGUCUAGUUCGAAUCUAUCGACGCCAAGUCCAAUAUAUCCGAGUUUUGGUUCUUCAAAUUGGUCUCCUUCUCUCACAGAACUGCGGCUAUCCGACAGCAGUAGUGAUAGUGGUUCAUCGACAUACGAACACAAAGAAGAUAGAAGUCCGCGAAAAGUAUUGGUUGCCGAAGACAAUACGAUGAACCAGCGUCUCAUUCAAAAGCUGCUAUCGAAGCGUGGCUUCAAGGUCUCGAUUGCCAACGAUGGAAAGGAAGCACUCGAUCUCUAUGAAAGUGAAAUCGAGAAACAGAAUCCAUUCGAUUGUAUAUUGAUGGACAUCCAGAUGCCGGUACUCAAUGGUUUGGAAACCACCUCUGCAAUUAGAGAACGCGAGAAGCAAGAAGGUGGUCACACUCCAAUAAUAGCAGUAACAGCGCAUGCAAUGAAAGGAGAUAAGGAAAAGUUUAUAGAGGCCGGUGUUGAUGACUAUAUUAACAUAGAGGUAUAA
Heterostelium album PN500 is the source of this 4011-nucleotide messenger RNA. It is a transcript of the gene dhkI-1, whose product is annotated as histidine kinase. The transcript is spliced from 8 exons. The record is from RefSeq and is a predicted model, not a curated record. Bases 1 to 4011 code for a protein of 1336 amino acids. Gene Ontology annotation, molecular function: palmitoyltransferase activity; phosphorelay sensor kinase activity. Gene Ontology annotation, biological process: phosphorelay signal transduction system; phosphorylation. Lineage: Eukaryota; Evosea; Eumycetozoa; Acytosteliales; Acytosteliaceae.